Molecule: messenger RNA, 3823 nt
Organism: Drosophila subpulchrella
Lineage: Eukaryota; Metazoa; Arthropoda; Insecta; Diptera; Drosophilidae
Gene: Galphao
Product: G protein alpha o subunit
Exons: 7
Coding region: 391-1455 (354 amino acids)
Biological process (GO): adenylate cyclase-modulating G protein-coupled receptor signaling pathway
Cellular component (GO): heterotrimeric G-protein complex
Molecular function (GO): GTPase activity; G-protein beta/gamma-subunit complex binding; GTP binding
Source: RefSeq, a predicted model, not a curated record
UCAAAACGCGUAUCCUUGAGAUACUUUUUUCCGAGCGGAUCAAAACAAAAUGCGCAGAUAAAAACAAAACUGAAUUGUUGGAUCAGAUAAUAAUAACUAUUUUGCAGUGUGUUUAAGAACAGUGUAUUUAACAUAAAAGUAAAAACCUGAAAAGAAAAAAAGAGUGACUAAAAGUGAAUGAAAAUACACAUAGAAAAUUGGCAAAUCAAACUGGAGGUUAAAGUUAAGUGACCAGACCGGAAUUCUCGGAUAGCAGACCUAGUUAGAUCCCCAGAUUUCGAAUACCCACGCGUUGUACACCUGGUUUUCUUCGCUGGCAUCGUAGUCGGCCAUUGAGUUGGCCGAUACCAAACGACCUUCAAAACGUUUUGCGUCGAGGCAAUACGCACCAUGGGCUGCGCACAGUCUGCCGAGGAGCGAGCCGCAGCCGCCAGGAGUCGCCUCAUCGAGCGCAACCUCAAGGAGGACGGCAUACAGGCGGCAAAGGACAUCAAGCUCCUGCUGCUGGGUGCCGGUGAAUCGGGCAAGAGCACAAUAGUCAAACAGAUGAAAAUCAUUCACGAGAGCGGCUUCACUGCGGAGGACUUUAAACAAUAUCGACCGGUUGUCUACAGCAACACAAUACAAUCAUUAGUUGCAAUAUUGCGCGCGAUGCCAAACCUAAGUAUUCAGUACAGCAAUAACGAGCGGGAGAGCGAUGCCAAGAUGGUGUUCGACGUGUGCCAGCGGAUGCACGACACCGAACCCUUCUCGGAGGAGCUGCUGGCCGCCAUGAAACGCCUCUGGCAGGAUGCCGGUGUCCAGGAGUGCUUCUCGCGCAGCAACGAAUACCAACUGAACGAUUCCGCUAAAUAUUUCCUGGACGAUUUGGAUCGGUUAGGCGCCAAGGACUACCAGCCAACUGAACAGGAUAUCUUGCGUACUCGCGUCAAGACCACUGGCAUCGUUGAGGUACACUUCUCCUUCAAAAACCUCAACUUCAAAUUGUUUGACGUGGGCGGCCAGCGUUCGGAGCGUAAGAAAUGGAUACACUGCUUCGAAGAUGUCACAGCGAUCAUUUUCUGCGUGGCCAUGUCUGAGUACGAUCAGGUCUUGCAUGAGGAUGAAACCACGAACCGCAUGCAAGAGUCGCUGAAACUGUUUGACUCGAUCUGUAACAACAAAUGGUUCACGGACACCUCGAUCAUUCUGUUCCUGAACAAGAAGGAUCUGUUCGAGGAGAAGAUUCGCAAGAGUCCCCUGACAAUUUGCUUCCCCGAAUACACAGGUGGACAGGAGUACGGCGAGGCGGCUGCUUAUAUUCAGGCUCAAUUUGAAGCGAAAAACAAAUCAACCUCAAAAGAAAUCUACUGCCACAUGACGUGUGCCACAGAUACCAACAACAUUCAGUUUGUAUUCGAUGCUGUCACCGAUGUCAUCAUAGCAAACAACCUGCGCGGCUGUGGGCUGUAUUAAGGAGGAGGAUUCCCAAUGAAUAUGAUGAUGAUAACGAUGAUAAUGUGGAGCAGAAUUGGGGGGCGUUAGCAGGGAACACCGUAACGGUAUUAAAGAGCAGCGCGGGAGCACAACAACCCACCAGCAUUGAUCAAAAACCAAACAAUUUAAGAGCAGAUGAUAGAACCAACCAACCGCAACCACACAGAAACACACACAAAAAACACAGGACACUGAACACUGAACAAGCAAAGCCCAAAGAACUUUUAUUUGUUUAACAAAAAACGGCGGACGGAUGGAUGAUAUAUGAUAUAUGGGGAAUAAGCGACGAGUACAUUACAUAAUAUCGAUAAUAUUGAUGCAGAUAAACGAUGCAAUGCUAAUGAUGAUCAGGGCGAUUAUAAUGAUAACGAGAUCAAAAACAACAAGAACCGAAAAAAAGGCAGUUGAUUGAAAGGCAUUUCCUAUAUACAUACAUAUACAACCACAUACAUAUGCGUUAUGCAAAGCCACAUGUACGACAUGACACUAACACACACUCACCCACGACACACACACACACACACAAGCGCCAGCAUUGCAUAUAGUUGUUGUUUGGUCUGAAUAAUUUUUAUAGAAUUUCAUAAUUUAUGUGUAGUUUAGUUUCCUCAUGUAUUUAUUAAACAAAAAACCAAACGAGCGUAUAUCUACAUAUACCGCAUAUAUAUAUACAUACACUUCUAUACAUAUAUAUAUAUAUACAUAUAUAUAAAUAUUAUAUAUUAAAUGUUUCCUGUUGCAAUCUCUCUUUGAAAUUAUUCAUGCCAUCAACACUCUGCAUUUGUCAUGCUUGUUUAGACUUAAGUUCGAAAGUUUCAACACACAAAUCCAGCGGCAAAGGAAAUAAUAUGUAUUAAUUUGAUUGCGUGUCAGCGUGUGGGCUAAUAUAAAUAUUAUAUAACAAACCAAAAAAAAAACCAGAAGAAAUGAGGAAAGGAAAACAGAAAAUAUGGAAGGCAAAUCUUUAACGUUUAAGUCUAAUUUAAAGAUACAAAUGAAACGGAUAUAAAAACUCUAUCUAUUGUAUUUACAAACGAAGCAAAACUAAACUAAACUAAAAAGGAAAAGAACAGAUAAGAGUCAAGAAAAGCAAAGCAUAUGUGGCCACUUAACUAGCUUAUGUAAAGAGCAGCAGUAGCAGCAGCCAUCGAUGAUUGAUUGAUUGAUGGAUGAUACAUUUCAGUGUAAAUUGUAAUUUGUUGAAUUUACGUGUAUAGAAGAAGUUUAGCUGGCAAACACACAAAGAACAACACAUACUGGACACAAACUAACUAUAAUUUAAUUCACUUAAUGAGCUGAUUUGUUGGAAUUUACAAUGAUUUGUGGCAUUUAAACGGGGAGCGAGGCAAAUCAGCGAUUCAACUUUGGCGGCGCACAAAAGCAUGCUAUAUAUUUUUGCCAUAUCUACGCACACCACCACACACAAAACUCACACACACACAAAAUAUGAAUCAAAAUGAAUGGAACGCAGAACUCAAAUCUCCCACAAUGAAACUAAGGAUUGUAUGUAAUAAUAUGAUAAUUUAUAAAUUCUACUUUUAAUGGUAAACAUCUUCGUACGUAUGUACCUACAUAUAUAUAUGUAUGUAUGUGACUGUAUCUAGCGAAUGGCAUUUAACCCCCCGAGUAUGUUGAAUUGUUUGAUUAGACUUAUUAUUAUAAUUAUUAUGUAUAUGCUUUGUAUGUAUGUAUUUUGUGCAUUUUGAUUUUACACAACGAUUUAGCUGCAAUGAAUUUAUAUUGUUAUUUUUAUAGUAUUUCUUUUGUAUCUGCCCAGUCUUCUCCUCCUCCACCUCCUCCUCCUCGACCUCUUCCUUCACGGAAAUCUCCUCACUUGUGCUCUUGCUCUAGUUGGACGGAAAUCCAUUUAUGUUUUAUAGUUUUUAAGCCUAAUUUAUGUAAACGCACACACAAACAAACACACAACUUAAACGUGAACUAAGUAAGUUUAUUAGCGAAAUAAAUAUUAUUUGACAUUCAACAAAAAGUAAGGACAUUUUGCAAGAAGCUUAACGAAAUCGUUUCGAUUUUAUUUUGGCUAUUCCCCCCCCGAAGAACCAGUGAAACUUUACAAAAGUUGUGUUGGCCACGAAAUCCGUACAAUUUCUAGAUUUUAAACACCGAUCAGCGAACAUUCACCUCUAAGCAUUUACUUAGGUCAGCCAACACUUUCCCAUUUCCAUGACCCCCAAUCCCUUCUACUAUAUAUCCCUGCCCAACCAAAAAUACUGUAAUAUUUAAUACGUAUGUAUUUUCCAUUCAACUUGUAAAAUUCUACCAAAAAGAUUAAAAAAAAAAACAAAAACGAAAAAACCAUUUUCAAAUAAAACUAUUUAUUCAAAAACAAAAA